Messenger RNA from Amblyraja radiata (thorny skate), 3180 nucleotides. RefSeq names its product Cl-/H+ antiporter 4 (gene clcn4). The transcript is spliced from 12 exons. Gene Ontology annotation, molecular function: voltage-gated chloride channel activity. The coding region runs from base 441 to 2723 and encodes 760 amino acids. Gene Ontology annotation, cellular component: Golgi apparatus; plasma membrane; synaptic vesicle. Lineage: Eukaryota; Metazoa; Chordata; Chondrichthyes; Rajiformes; Rajidae. The record is from RefSeq and is a predicted model, not a curated record. Gene Ontology annotation, biological process: transmembrane transport; chloride transport.
UAAGAUAGACACAAAAUGAUGGAGUAACUCAGCGGGACAGGCAGCAUCUCUGAGAGAAGGAAUGGGUGACGUUUCGGAUUGAGACACUUCUUCAGAGUAAUUUGAUAUUAAUUAUCAACUAAUUAGACUAGCACAGGCUGAUGGCUGGAAAGAGAUGUUUCCCAAGUUGUUUUUUUUAAAAGUCAUUUUCAUCUUUACACAAUGUUUUUUUUUUUUCUCAGCCUUUAUUUUAGAAAUGGGAGUUGUAGUGUGGCAGUCUGACAAAAUCCCUUGAACACAAUAUCCAGUCCUAUUCCUGGAUCUGACAUCCUGGCACCUAGUCAUGUGACCAUUACUCUUUCCUGUUGGUGACAUCACUGCUUUUCUCAGCUGUUCCCUGGAAAGGAUGGCAGCAGAGGCUGUCAGUCUGCAGUAGAUUGUGCAAGAGAACAGGAUUGGGUAUGGCAACAGGAGACGAGAUGAAUGGCUCAGGGAAUUUAAUGGACUUCUUGGAUGAAUCAAUCCCAGAGGUUGGCAUGUAUGAGGACUUUCAUACCAUUGAUUGGUUGAGAGAAAAGUCCCGUGACACCGACAGACAUAGAAAGAUCACAAGCAAAAGUAAAGAGUCGAUAUGGGAAUGUAUCAAAGGCCUGUUGGACGCGUGGUCAGGAUGGGUGGUGAUGUUGCUCAUUGGACUUCUGGCAGGGACACUGGCUGGAGUGAUUGAUCUGGCUGUCGACUGGAUGACGGACCUGAAGGAAGGGGUGUGCUUGGCCGGAUUUUGGUUCAGUCACGAGCAGUGCUGCUGGACUUCCAACGAGACAACCUUUGAGGACAGAGAUAAAUGUCCUCAGUGGAAGACGUGGUCAGAGCUUUUGGCCAACCGAUCAGAUGGUGCCAGCGCAUACAUUCUGAACUACUUCUUGUACGUUCUGUGGGCCUUGACCUUUGCUUUCCUGGGAGUGUCGCUGGUCAAGGUGUUUGCCCCCUAUGCUUGUGGCUCUGGAAUUCCUGAGAUUAAAACUAUCCUCAGUGGCUUCAUUAUCAGAGGCUACCUGGGCAAGUGGACUUUACUGAUUAAAACCGUAACCUUAGUGUUGGCCGUCUCCUCUGGCCUCAGCCUUGGGAAGGAAGGACCACUGGUGCACGUGGCUUGUUGUUGUGGCAACCUCUUCUGCUGCUUGUUUUCAAAGUACAGUAAGAAUGAAGGAAAGAGGAGAGAAGUGCUGUCGGCCGCAGCUGCCGCGGGAGUCUCGGUUGCCUUUGGCGCACCCAUUGGCGGUGUGCUUUUCAGCUUGGAAGAGGUCAGUUACUACUUCCCACUGAAGACUCUCUGGAGGUCGUUCUUCGCUGCGCUGGUGGCCGCUUUCACUCUCCGCUCAAUCAACCCGUUUGGGAACAGUCGGCUGGUGCUGUUCUACGUGGAGUACCACACGCCGUGGUACAUGGCGGAGCUGGUGCCCUUCAUCCUCCUGGGGGUUUUUGGCGGUCUGUGGGGGACGCUCUUCAUCCGAGGGAACAUCGCCUGGUGCAGGAAGCGCAAGAGCACGAACCUGGGCCGGUACCCAGUGCUGGAGGUGAUCGCCGUGACCGCCAUCACCGCCAUCUUUGCUUUUCCCAACCAGUACACGCGGCGCAGCACCAGCGAGCUCAUCUCUGAGCUGUUCAACGACUGCGGGGCGCUUGAAUCUUCGCAGCUCUGCGACUAUAUCAAUGACCCCAACAUGACCCGGCCCGUGGACGAUAUACCUGACCGUCCAGCCGGCCCUGGGGUCUACGCCGCGAUAUGGCAGCUGGCUCUCGCCCUUGUGUUCAAAAUCGUCAUCACCAUAUUCACGUUUGGAAUGAAGAUGCCAUCGGGACUGUUUAUACCAAGUAUGGCUGUUGGGGCAAUAGCUGGUAGAAUGGUUGGCAUUGGUGUGGAGCAAAUGGCCUAUCACCACCAUGACUGGUUCAUCUUCAAGAGCUGGUGUAGGCCUGGAGCCGACUGCGUCACACCUGGGCUCUACGCAAUGGUCGGCGCGGCAGCCUGUCUUGGUGGAGUGACUCGGAUGACAGUGUCUCUGGUGGUGAUCAUGUUCGAGCUGACUGGAGGCUUGGAGUACAUUGUACCGCUAAUGGCCGCAGCAGUGACCAGCAAGUGGGUGGCAGAUGCCUUUGGGAAAGUGGGUAUCUACGAGGCGCACAUACACCUGAACGGCUACCCCUUCCUGGAUUCAAAGGACGAGUUCAGGCACAGGACACUGGCGACGGACGUCAUGAGGCCGAGACGCACCGAGCCUCCGCUCUCGGUUCUGACCCAAGGCAGCAUGACGGUGGAGGAUGUGGAGACUCUCAUUAAGGACACAGACUACAAUGGCUUCCCAGUUGUCGUCAGCAGGGAAACGGAGCGGCUCAUUGGCUUUGUCCAACGGAGAGAUCUCAUCCUUGCGAUAAAAAAUGCAAGAAAAAUACAAGAUGGUGUGGUCAGCAACUCCAUUGUGUACUUCAUGGAAGAACCUCCCUCGUUGCCAGGCAACAGCCCUUCCCCCCUCAAACUGCGGAGAAUCCUCAACCUCAGCCCGUUCACGGUAACGGACCACACGCCCAUGGAGACGGUGGUGGACAUCUUCCGCAAGCUUGGCCUGCGACAGUGUCUGGUCACUCGUAGUGGACGCCUCCUGGGCAUCUUAACGAAAAAGGAUGUAUUAAGGCACAUGGCCCAGAUGGCAAAUCAGGACCCUGAGUCAAUCAUGUUCAACUGACCCCACCCCACCCUCCCCCUUGUUGUGCCAGCCUUGCCAAGUUCUUGUUUUAGGAGGGAAUGGACAGUGGUGUGGCUGAACUCUCAGGGCAUGGUGACCUUUAAGUGAAUUGAAUACUGAACAUUGAGUCAAGAACAGCAAGCCUGCUCAUGAGAUGGACAUGUAGCCGUGCACAGGUCAGCCAAGGGGACUGGCCUACAGUGAGGACCAGUCCUGUAUCUCUUUCAGAAGAGGAGGAGAAGCUGGAAUCGCAGCUCGUUUGAAAAGCCUGGCUGGGUGUUAAAUUGCAUCUUAUAUUAUCCUCUGAACUGCCAGCUUUGUCCAAAAGGUUUGUUCAGCUGGGGUAAAAUUAUAAGCACGUUACAUUUCAAUAUUGGUGACUGAUGUACCUCAUGAUAUUCCCUUGGCAAGUGCAUUUGAAUUAAUGGCAAAUAAAAUAAGAAAUCAGUGCUGAAAA